CCUUCAAAGCCCCACCGUUACAAAGAAUUCAAAAAGCGGAACUCACAUGCGAAGGGGCAUUUUCGUGAUUAUCUCCCGAAUCAUGUAAACGUGGCAUCAAACGAUAGGAACGACAAGAGCAAAACGCUGUCUUUUCCUCAUCGAAUUCCCCAUUUUAGCCUUGUACAAUCACCAUUAUUAUCACUCACUACCACUCCGUCUUCUUUAACUCAUUCCUCACUCUCUCCACCGCCAUAUUACUCAAACUUCCCGUUUUUCCAUUCUCUCUCUCUCUCUCUCUCUCUCUCUCCACGCGCCUCUCAUACUCACCAUACCCACGCGAUUGCGUUUCCUAGAAAUUGUUUCGUUUUUCUUUUUCUCUAGUUCAAUACUUCAAUGCCGUUUUGUUCAUGCUGCUAGCGUUUUGCGUUUUUCCACACAGAUUUGAACUCUUCUACAUAUUUUCAACAUUUUUUCUAGAAGAGAGAGGUUACGAAGCAUUUAGUGCAGUGAAAUACUGUUAUUGAGCGAGAAACGGAGUUAAAAAUUUUGGUUUAGGGCUUUUUGAGUGAUUUAGGGUUCGUGUUUUUUGAAUUUUGGGGAUGAAUCGUAGCUUCAGAGCUCCGGAGUCGCAAAUGCAAGGUGGUUUGAAGCAGAGGGAGCAGCAAUUUGGGGGUUUGAUGGGUUCAGUCACCACAGAGAAGGAUGAGGAGCUCGCAUUGUUUCUCGAGAUGAGGAAGCGCGAGAAGGAACGGAAUGAUCUUCUGCUUCAUGCCUCGGAGGAGUUUGAUUCUGCUUUGGGGUCAAAUCCAGGUACUUCUCCCUUAUUUAACAUUUCAUCCUCUAUGCCAACGGCUCCUGUGCGAAAGAGCGGUGCUGAUGAAUUUCUCAAUUCGGAAAACAAUAAAAAUGAUUAUGACUGGCUUCUAACUCCUCCCGGUACUCCUCUUUUUCCUUCUUUGGAAAUGGAAACUCGGAAGACUGUAAUGAGUCAGCUUGGUACUCCAACCGCACGUCCCACAGCAUUGAAAUCCAGAUUGUCAAAUCAUCAAUUGGAGCCUGCCGGGAGAACUAGCUUGGCAUCAAGACAGCAAACUUCCUCCCCUGUGUUGAGCUCUUCAAGUGGCGGAACCAGGAGGCCCUCGUCAUCGGGGGGUCCCGGAUCACGACCUGCAACUCCCACUGGACGCCCUACAUUGACCACAACUUCAAAACCAUCAAGAUCAUCAACACCUACUCGUAAUUCGAUACCUUCAACUAGGCCCAUUGUUUCUACAUCCAAGACCACAAUGUCCACAACCAAGCCUACCAUCGUUUCUUCUACUAAGCCUUCGACUUCUGCCACAAAGACCACCAUCCCUGCUGCAAAACCAGCAACUCAAUCAAGAUCUUCAACACCAUUAUCAAGAUCGACUGCAAGAUCCUCAACACCAACAAGCAGACCUACUUUACCUCCUUCCAGGUCCACAUCAAGAGCAUCUACUCCAACUCGGCGACCAUCUAUACCAUCAAAUGAGCUCAAUAUAUCUUCUUCUUCAGUUAAGAUUUCUUCAAACCCCAAGCCAGCUACUGUGUCGUCAAGGCAGCCAACUCCUGUGAAAGCAAGGCAGCCAACUCCGGUGACAGGAAGGCAGCAAGCUCCAGUGACCUCUAGACAGCAAGCUUCAGUGCCUUCUAGACAGCAAACUCCAGUGAUCUCUAGACAGCAACAAGUACCAUCACGCGGCACAUCGCCAACAGUGAGGUCAAGACCGUGGAAGCCAUCUGAGAUGCCAGGGUUUUCACUUGAUGCUCCACCUAAUUUGAGGACAACACUACCUGAUAGGCCACUGUCAGCGACCAGGGGCAGGCCUGGAGCUCCCACUUCUCGGUCUUCAUCUGUUGAGCCUUCUUCUAGUGGAAGACCCAAGCGACAAUCUUGCUCUCCUUCAAGAGGACGCUCUUCCAAUGGCACUGCUCAUAUAAGUGGAAACUCAAUGCCUGCAGUUAGCCGUGGACGCUCCAAAGUGAAUGACAAUGUCAGUCCUGGUAUGAUGGGAACAAAAAUGGUUGAAAGGGUUGUAAACAUGCGAAAACUAGCACCACCAAUGAUGGAUAACAAAAACUCUCCUCGUAGUAAUCUGUCUGGCAAGUCAUCUUCAUCUCCAGAUAGCACAGGGUUUGGAAGAACUCUCUCAAAGAAGUCCUUGGAUAUGGCUAUUAGGCAUAUGGAUAUAAGGAGAACCAUUCCAGGUAAUUUACGGCCAUUGAUGACAAAUAUUCCGGCAUCUUCUAUGUAUAGUGUGAGGUCUGGAUCUCAGCGUGGCCGAACAAUUAGUAUAUCAGGCUCUCCUCACGCGACAAGCAGUAAUGCUAGUUCUGAAAUGAGUGUUAACCAAAAUGGUAUAUGUUUAGAUUCUUGCGAGAUAGAUGAUGAUAUUGGCAGUGAGAGAUGCGGUCAAUCUCCCGCCAGUGUACGGGGGAGGUAAGCUUUUCACACAAUGGCAAACCCUGCAUAUAUAUUUGAAUAGCACCAAUGUUGUUAUCCUGGAUCUCAGCCAUAGCAGAUUUGCAUAUGGAGCUAACCAUGCUUGAACUGAUGUAAAGCUUGAUGUAAUCUUAUGUAAGAUGGUGACUUCUGAUUUUAGGUAGAUUGGAUAUAUGGUGUAAUGGUCACGCUCAUAUUUUUUGAAAGAAGGCGAGGUUUAUCCUCUUUUUAUCGAGAAA
Lathyrus oleraceus (garden pea) is the source of this 2685-nucleotide messenger RNA. RefSeq lists its product as uncharacterized. The transcript has 5 exons. The coding region runs from base 582 to 2447 and encodes 621 amino acids. Gene Ontology annotation, biological process: cortical microtubule organization. NCBI's taxonomy places the organism in Eukaryota, Viridiplantae, Streptophyta, Magnoliopsida, Fabales, Fabaceae. Gene Ontology annotation, cellular component: cortical microtubule. The record is from RefSeq and is a predicted model, not a curated record.